Molecule: messenger RNA, 889 nt
Organism: Oryza brachyantha (malo sina)
Lineage: Eukaryota; Viridiplantae; Streptophyta; Magnoliopsida; Poales; Poaceae
Exons: 1
Coding region: 98-640 (180 amino acids)
Molecular function (GO): enzyme inhibitor activity
Source: RefSeq, a predicted model, not a curated record
CCCCCCCCACCACCGCCGGCCACCUCGACCGACCCCCGCGACGCACUUCAGCUACCGGCACCAGCGACCGAGCGGUAACUAAUAAAAAGGCCCAGCCAUGGCGAGACCGGGGCACGCCACGACGUCGCUGCUCCUCGCCGUCGCCGCCGUGGCGGCGGCGGCCUCCUGCUGCCUGCCCACGGCCUCGGGCGACAACGCGGCGGUGGCGAACAUCUGCAAGAGCACCCCGUACCCGGACCUGUGCACCGCCACGGCCGGGAAGCAGUCGGUGCGGUACGGCGCCGCCGUCGACGCGCUGGCGGUGCUCAACAUGCAGGUGGACGCGUUCGCGAUGCGCACCGCGGCGGCGCGGGAGCGCGUGUCGAGCGUGGCGAAGACGGCGUCGCCCGGCGCGGCGACGGCGCUGGACCUGUGCGACAGCCUCUACCUGGACGUGCUGGACAACCUGGGCGCGGCGCGCCGCGCCAUCGGGUUCAAGGACGCCGUCACCAUCCGCGCCAUGAUGGGCAUGGCGGCGCAGGACAUGCAGGGCUGCGACGAGCAGUUCAAGAAGGUCGGCGAGAAGAACCCCAUGGACCGCUUCGACCAGUCGCUCCUCAAGAUGUCCGAGAACUGCCGCGCCCUCUCCAAGAUGAUCUGAUCGAUCGAUCGAUCGCCGGCAGGCCGGCCGGCCGGCCGUCGACCAGCCGACGAACGCCGACGACCUUGUGCUGCUCAUUCUGUUGAAGCUUUUCCUUUUGUUUUUUUUCCACUCUUUCAGUCUUAUCUUGUUUCUUGGUAAAAAAUGUGAAAUGUGUUACGUACCUUGCAAAUUGGUCUCAGAAUAGGGGAGGCAAAUUCAAGAGGGUUUUCUAAUUUUGAAUCGAAGUGUUGUAAUUUUUGUUGUAAA